Sceloporus undulatus (fence lizard) is the source of this 4370-nucleotide messenger RNA. It is a transcript of the gene SLC75A1, whose product is annotated as major facilitator superfamily domain containing 10. Bases 229 to 1611 code for a protein of 460 amino acids. Gene Ontology annotation, cellular component: brush border membrane. Gene Ontology annotation, biological process: transmembrane transport. The record is from RefSeq and is a predicted model, not a curated record. Lineage: Eukaryota; Metazoa; Chordata; Lepidosauria; Squamata; Phrynosomatidae. The transcript has 14 exons. Gene Ontology annotation, molecular function: transmembrane transporter activity.
UCCCUCCUUCUUCCCUCCGCCUUGCGAGGCCUGGCUCUGCCUUGAAGGAGAGCAGCCAGGGCCCAGGAGAGGAGGACGAAGAGGAAGGAGCAGACGACGACGCCAUUCGCCGUCCCUUGAAGCUUUCCCUCAGGACCCAGGAGGGGCGCCACCAGAUGAUCAACAUGGGCAUCAGCUAGUCAACAUGAGGCAGUAUUAGAACAAUUUGUGUUGUAAACCACUGAGAAGAUGUUACUGGAGAAAAAUCAGCAACAUAGGAGGCCUUUGACUGGGUCAUUGGGACUUGAAGAAAACUCUAAUCGUGUGAUUGCUAUUGUCUUUAUUGCACUCCUCAUAGAUCUCUUGGGUUUCACCCUUAUCCUCCCACUCCUUCCUUCAAUACUUGAUUACUACAACAAGAAUGAUGAUGGUUUCUACAUGACAUUGCAACAUGGGGUGGACUGGUUCAGUGAAAUGAUUGGUGUGCCUCCUGAAAGGAAAUACAACAGUGUUUUAUUUGGAGGUUUAAUUGGAUCAAUCUUUUCUAUGCUUCAGUUCUUUGCCUCUCCACUCACUGGUGCUGCUUCUGAUUACUUUGGGAGAAGACCAGUCAUGUUGUUGUCAGUGAUUGGUCUGAUAGCAUCAUAUUCCCUAUGGGCCAUUUCCAGGAGCUUUGAGCUGUUUCUUUUCUCUAGAGUCAUUGGUGGAAUAAGCAAAGGGAAUGUCAGUCUUUCCACUGCCAUAAUUGCUGACUUGCAAAGUCCAAAAGCUCGAAGCAAAGGCAUGGCAAUGAUUGGUGUAGCUUUCUCCUUGGGUUUUACCCUUGGUCCGAUGCUUGGAGCAUACCUCGCUAUGGAGAAAGAGAAAGGAGAAAUCUUCUAUGUUCAUGCUGCCAUCUUUGCUGUGGUGUUUGCAGUUACUGAAUUGGCUUUCAUCUUCAUCUUGUUGCCGGAGACACUCUCAAAAGAAAAACGGGUGUCCUCUGUGAUCUCUGGUUUUCAGUCAGCAGCUCAUUUGAUCAGUCCUCUCGCCUUGUUUCAGUUUUCUGCUGUAAGCCAAAGAAUGGAACCACUUUCAAAAGAGAAUCUCAAGACCCUAGGUUUGGUGUACUUCCUGUACCUUUUCAUCUUCUCUGGCCUGGAAUACACUCUGGGUUUUCUUGUUCAUCAGCACUUCCAAUUCAGCAGCAUGGAACAAGGGAAGAUGUUUUUCUUCAUUGGAAUUUCAAUGGCUGUGAUCCAGGGAGGUUACGCUCGAAAAAUUAAGCCAGGAAAUGAACUAAAGACUAUUAAAAUGGCAAUAAUGCUGUUGGUUCCUGCUUUCCUUUUAAUUGGCUGGAGUACUAAUGUGAUCAUUCUGAGCACUGGACUGUUUUUCUACUCUUUUGCUUCUGCCAUUGUUGUUCCUUGUCUAUCUACAGUGGUGUCCAGCUAUGGAUUGGCAAGCCAAAAAGGAACAGUAAUGGGAAUUUUAAGGAGUCUGGGGUCCCUUGCAAGAGCUGUUGGGCCAGUCAUGUCAGCAACAGUAUACUGGUUGGCAGGAGCUGAAGUUUGUUUCACGGUCUGUGCAUCUUUGUUACUUAUACCCUUCAUUCUGCUUCGAAGCAUUCAAGAACAAAGAAAAGUAGAAUAAGUGAUGAAACAUUUUAUAAGAAAUUCCAAAAAUAAUGCUUACAUACCUGGCAUGGAGCAACACAUUUUUGUGGAAUAUCAUGUUUUUAUGGUCUAGGUUAACCGAGUUAUGGUUAACUAAGUCUUUCGACCAUACCAUCCACAGGAAGGCCUUAGAUUUAUAUAUAUUUGGGAUGCAGAAAGAUUUGAUGGUAGGAAAAUUGUUGUGGAUGUUAUUUCUGCCACACUAUGAUGAACAGUCUUAGUAAUGCAAUCUCAAGUGCUGGUUUUCAACAAGAGUUUUUGUCAGGAAUUUGAAAAAAGUAUGUAAAGAAAAGAGGUGCUUUUCUAUUCAGUGAAACAAAGGUUGCCAACAAAUGAUGUACUGUGUUUGUGUGUGUGUGUAUGCUCCCUCUUCCUUCCCUAACUUGGAACUCUUCAGGUGCAUUGCAAUCACUGUCUACCAAAUAUUUCCCUACCAUAUUAAUACUAAGCCCAGGUAUAUGUGUGUAUAUAUAUGUAUAUUUUGAUCAGAAAACCUGCCUCUUGGUUUGGUUUUACCAAGUUGCAGAAUAUGAUAGUUGUUGCCUUAAACUAUCUGGGGGGUGGGUGGGUAUGUUGCCCUUCAGAUAUUGGGCUGUACCGCCCAUCAACCCUUUCAACAUAGGAAUGAUGGAAGUUGUAGUCUAGCAACAUUCAAAGGGCCACACAUUUCCCAACCCUGCUUUAAAGCAAAUCUGUAAAAUCUGCACAGGGGGUGUCCUGCACUUAAGUAUGAAUGGGCAUCGAGCUGCAACAAUCCAUUGUUUUUAAUACUCAUUACCUGCCAAGUGAGAGACAAUGUGCCGUUAAUAUCCACAGGUUAAGAUAACUGUGAAGUUUGUUCCAUUAGCUGUAAUUAAAUAAAAUGUAUUUUGCAUUCUAGGUUGUAUAGGCUAGAAUCCUGUUGGUGUCCUACACAGGCAUAAAUUUCCCUACAGAGGUAGCUCAACAUUUUUCUCUCAAGGCUGGAGAAAUAGUUGUACAUACAGUGUCAUGUGCAUAGUUCUGCAUUGUGUAGGGAUACACACAGGUACAUGGAUGUGGGUGAUGUAAAUUCACAUUGUACAUGCAGCUGAACAUGUUUGUGCAUUUGGUUGUGCAGCAUCUCAGUUCGUUAGCAAAGCAGCAUCGUUCAGCUUCUACAUGACUCCCUGAACAUAAAGUUACGCUCCAUCUCCUUAGUUUAGGAUCAUGGCCAUAAUGUCAUGCAUUAUACAUUAUAAAUUGAGAACCUUCAAGUAUAGUGGGAUGGGUUGUGGCCUUUUAAUACUUCCAACAUGUUUUUUGAAGAGAGACUUUUUUAUCUCUUAAGUGGGAUACACAUGACUUUGAAUUAUUUAUCUUCUUUUUUCAUCACUAGAGUGAAUUUGGUUGCCAGUACGCUAAAUGCCCAUCCUUUUCAAUGGUCAAAAAUGGGGAGGGCUUUGGAUUCUGUGGAUCUACACCUUCCAUACCAUCCAUACCAUACCCACAUCCCUCCCUGUUUUCUGUAGCUCUGAUACCAAAGAUGUGAGGGGUGUAGAUCUUUCCAUGGAACAAGGAAUGGGGAUCCAAUAUGGAGUGGUUUCUAACCUUAGUGGAGGAUUUCCUGUGUGGCCAGUGGCAUUAUGUUUAUUACUGGCUUACCACUAAGAUUUGAACAGCAUAGAAAAACUAGGAAAUUCUGGGAUUUAAAGUGGCUUAAUAGUAAUUUUCUUCAUAUUGUUUUGCAAAGUUCCAAAGCAUCAUAUAUAUAUAUAUAUAUAUAUAUAUAUAUAUAUAUAUAUAUGAAUGAGAGAGAGAGAGCAGAAAUCAUGGUAUCUGUGAUAGCAAAAAGUUGUAACACAGUUGAUGUCUGGUGGGGUAGAACAAGAAAGCAUAUAAGUAGAAUAAUCAGUGAAGUCUGUAAAUUUAAACAUUUCAAUGUAAUCUGAUUAUCAUUACUAUUUUCUCUGUAAUCAUUUAUUCUUAUACUUUUAAAAUUUUGAUUAUAUUACCCUUCAUAGUAUGUUUGUAUAAUCAUAACCAUAAAGGAAGCUACUACCUCACCUGUUGCUUAAGAACAUAUACUAGAAUAAAUAAGCAGGGAUUCAAUGGCUUGUGCCUCUCACUGUCAUGUUAUCUCCUAAGUGUACAAAAUAUUUGAAUAAUGAUUUGUCUUCAGCGACUGUAGGCAACUUUUAAGUGUGGCCUUAACAUAUGAUGUAAUGUAAUAUGCUAUCAUAAUAGUAAAAGAUGAAGAAUUGCUGAACAAUUAUCAUCUUAUUAGCUAAACUAUAAUGAGAUAACUGGCUAACCCUCCUUGGGAGUUUUCUUCUGUUUCUUUCUUCUUGAGAGAUUAAGAAUCUAAACACACGUGAGAGUCUGGAGAUUACAAGCUAAAUUUCUUGACAGUUUCCUUUUCUUGAAAGCAGUCAUCAGGGACUCCAACUUGGAUCAGAGCUGAGUGAAAAGAGUGCUUAACCUUUGACUCCCUGUGCUACUUCCUCAAUACAAAUCUACCCCUCUAAAGUUGCUGUUAGCUUCAGAGAGAAAAAUAUUUAUUGUGGGCUCUUUCAUAGUGUACAAUUUUUGUGCUGUGAUUCCACUUUAACAUGAAAACGUCCUGUGGAACUUGGGGUUUUCAAUUUAGGGAAAGGCCUUUAGAAUUCUCAGCUAGAGAACUCAAGUGCCUCAACAAACUACAUAUCCCAGGAUUCCAUAGGAUGCAGCCAUGGCAGUUCAGGUGGACUUAUUCAUAGAAUCGUAGAGUUGGAAGAG